This is a messenger RNA of Exophiala bonariae, 1041 nucleotides long. RefSeq lists its product as uncharacterized. Gene Ontology annotation, molecular function: phosphatase activity. Lineage: Eukaryota; Fungi; Ascomycota; Eurotiomycetes; Chaetothyriales; Herpotrichiellaceae. The transcript has 2 exons. The coding region runs from base 1 to 1041 and encodes 346 amino acids. The record is from RefSeq and is a predicted model, not a curated record.
AUGGCUCCCAGACAAGAAUUUCCCCCAGUUCGGGCGUGUAUAUUCGACAUGGAUGGAUUAUUAAUCGACUCUGAAGACGCCUAUACCAUCGUGACGAAUACCAUCUUAAGAGAGAAUGGGCGGCCCGAUCUCCCAUGGUCAAUCAAAGCACAGCUGCAAGGUCGACCAGGCCCUGCUGCCGGCAAAAUCUUUCACGAAUGGGCAAAGCUUCCAAUAUCACACGAGGACUUCAUGAAGCGCCAAGUCGAAUUGCAGGCCGAGGCAUUCAAGAACUGCAAACCCUUACCCGGCGUAGAGAACUUGUUGAGAAGGUUGCAAGGCGCAAGGACCAGAUCUGCAGGCAUCCAGAGUCCUUCCCGGCAAGAGAAAAAGGUCAGACUUGCUUUGGCCACGAGCUCUCAUUCGAGAAACUACGAAAUCAAGACCAAGAACAUGCAGGAGCUAUUCAGCGUUUUCCCCGAUCGACAUAAAAUUGUGGGCGACGAUUGCCGAAUACCCAAAGGCAGAGGGAAGCCAUUGCCAGAUAUCUACUUGCUGGCAUUGCAGACCAUUAAUGAGACCAUUUCAGCCGAGGAGGAAGGCGAGCGACCAGUGCUCCCCGAAGAAUGCCUGGUUUUCGAGGAUAGCGUUCCAGGAGUAGAGGCUGGGAGGAGAGCCGGGAUGAGGGCCGUUUGGGUCCCGCAUCCCGGCUUGUUGGAUGUCUAUAAAGACCAAGAACACGAAGUCCUAGCAGGUCGAACUGGAGAACAUAAGGAGGAUGAUCUAGAUCAUGCCGAGGGCAUACCUCUCGCUGGAAGCCCCGGUCAACCAGGUGAACCGGGAGAUGGAUGGGCUGAACGACUCGAGACUUUGGAAGAUUUCGAUUACGCCAAAUAUGGCAUCGACUUCUCUGAUGCUCGAUAUACGUCUGAGAGUGGCCAUCCAGCAGUCGACGGAACUACCGACAAGCAGUUGGAAGAGAUGACAGCCAUGGCCGAUGGGAAAAGACAUGCUGCAGAGGAACCUAGCCCGAGCCUUAGUCCCAAGCCAGGCAUGCUGUAA